AUGGUGACCGGCUGUGACCGGGGACGACCACCGGACCUCGACUGCGUCUUUCACAACAAAGUCCCGAACAUCAGAACCACGAGACUCAUUCAAAACUCUUCACAACGAAUCAGAACCAGGAAGACGGAGCUGCGUCAAGCGCGACACCACCGAGCCACACGGGACGGAAGUGGAUGUUUUCAUGUUCAUCACGACGCUGUAGUUCUCCUCUCGGCCUGCGAGCGGCGGCAGAGCGCUACGGGUCCGUCACUCCACCGGAAACCGCAGAAGAAGAGAAAGCAGCUUCCGUCGCGUGCGGACGAGCAGCGGAUGAAACCUUCGCCGUUUUCUUCUGACGCGAACAUGGACGACGAGCACACGGCUGGCUUCAGGGAGCCCUGCUCUCUGUGCUCGGCGGUCGAUUGGGGAAUUUCAGACGAGGGUCGUUUCUACUGCAAAUCCUGCCACAACGUCAUCGAGAGAACCAGAGAGGUGGUGGACCCCACCGUCAUCCCCGGCUCGUCCAGGAUCUCCAGCAUCAGCAGAGGAAGACGACGGAGACGAGAGUCUCUCCGUCAGUGGAUGAUCUGCGAGGCGUUCCAGUUCAUCCUGAGGAACCAGGCCAACGCUCUGCUGCGCCUGGGAGUCUCCGCCCACUUCAAGGACCAGGUGUUGUGUCCUCUGUGGAGACGUUACCUGCAGAGCAGUCGACAGGCGUACACCAGCCGCCCGGUGAGGAGCGCCACCUUUAAAGUGCACCGUCCGGACUUGGCCUCGGACAGUGUGGCCGAGACGUCGGCCAGCGAGACGGACGUGUCCAGCAUCGGCGGGUCUGUCGCAGACAGCGGCAGCGACUGGUCGAGGUGCUCGGGCUCACUGGACGGUGCCUCGUACCUGACGGCGCCGCUGAGGAAGACUCGUCUGAUGAGCAUGACGAAGACGCUGGCUCUGGUCCACGUGGCUCUGGUCUGGAGCCGCGAGCCGCUGACGCUCAGCGACCUGCUCAGGUUGGUGAGCGAAGGCCUGGUCCCGUACACGAACGCCUACGAGGAACUUCCCGAGGAGAUGAAGCUAGAAGGCCAAGACGUCGUCAUCUUCAAAGUUGAGAGCGUCCCGGCCCAUCAGGCCUUGCACCGCGAGGCUCAGACUCUGGUUCAGCAGCUGCAGCUUCAGGCUUUUCCUCCAAUCAGCCGACAGAGUCUGUUGCACCCGGCGCUGCUCAGCCUGCGCUACCUGACGGACGCCAACCUGCCCGACGAGCUCCACCCGUGGCUCUGCAGGCUGAUGGACUGUGCCGGUUUGGUGGAUGAAACGCUCCACACGUUCGACCCCGUCUCUUGUCCCGAGCUGCCGCUGUACGACGUCCAGGCCGCCGCCCUCAUCGUCAUUACCAUGAAGCUCAUCUUCGGCAUGGACGACCACACAGAGUGGGAUUUAUCCAACGAGGCCGGUGUCCUUGACGACGCAGAAAACGUGUUUCACCUGCGGAGGUGGUUCAGACUGACGCAGGCUGCUCUGACCAGAGCUCAGCAGACGAGACGCCGACACAUCGCCAGGAAACAGUGGAAGGUGAAGAAACCGCUCUGCCGCAGCAGGAAGGUGAAAAGUGUUGUGAUGAAAGGGAAAAGUAAGAGUCUGAGGAGCCGAGCUGGGAUCAGUCCAACUGUGACAUCACAGUUGAGUGUGAGCAGCGGUGAUGUUUGUGUCUCUGCAGGGACGGCGGAGCAGGUCCAGAUGUGUUUCGAGAAGCUGUCCUGUCGCCCGGCCGGCGUCCAGCACUGCGAUGUGUCCAGCUUCAGGUUCUGUUGGGGGGACAAGGACGGAGCAGACGGUCCCAGUCUGCACCACCAGAGGCUGGACGGCGCCUUGACGCUGAAACACAACGUCCUGACUCCCUCCAACUCCACGUACUGGCACCCGGUGCUGCGACGCUGCGACCCCCAGAAGUGCGGGAGUCAUUACUCGGAGGUGGAGGCGACGCUGCCUCGGUCGUUCGUCUGGCUGCUGCAGCUCUUCUGCUUCCUGCUGGACGUGGAGCCGGCGCACCUGUACGAGGAGGUGCUGAAGCUGGAGCGCCGAGUCCUCACCGGCAGAACCGCCCGGAGCAAACGCCCGAGGAGGACGGAGAGGACGAGGGAGUCGACCACGAAGACCGGGACCAGGUCUGACACCAGAAAGCCACAGGGUCGACAAGAAACCAGAGGAACGAGAUGAGAAGCGUCCAGGUAACUUCAGAAUACAAGUCACCAGCAGUUGGUUGAAGCUCAGGGGGACGAGAGGGACGCUCCGAAAUCCAAGAACUGAGAGUGGACUGCUGCACCUGAACACACCUGAUCUGAUUCAGUGAAUGAAACUGGAGCAUCUGAAUAUUAUGACGAGACGCUGAAUUAAGAAGAGUCUGAUAAUCAAUAGAUCAACUUUUUUUAAAAAUUUAAUCUCAGACGUCGAGAGCGACUGAACGAUGACGUUUUUUCUGUCGUCUGAUGUGAAGAUGUGAGAGAACAAAGAUGAAGAAAAGUUGAUCUGCUGAUGAAUUCUGAACUUUUCAUAUUUGUCAUCACGACUGAAGAGAGAGACGCAGUGACAGACUCUGACCAGCAGGAGGAGACAGAGAAGAGCUGCUGUACAGAGUGAACCUGAAAACAACACACACACACACACACACACACACACACACACACACACACACACACACACACACACACACACACACACACACACACACAUAAAGACACGUGCACGUCUGAAAGUUACAGACACAAACUCAUGACUGCAAAAACAUUUUGCCUCCUGCAUCUGAAAACAUGAGUUAUCUUUUCUUCAUAUUCUUCUGCCUCAUUUGCAUAUUCAACAUAUUUUGUACAACAGAAAUGUUUUUGUGAUGAAAUAAAUAAAUUCUUCACCGCA
Molecule: messenger RNA, 2886 nt
Organism: Scophthalmus maximus (turbot)
Lineage: Eukaryota; Metazoa; Chordata; Actinopteri; Pleuronectiformes; Scophthalmidae
Gene: taf1b
Product: TATA box binding protein (Tbp)-associated factor, RNA polymerase I, B
Exons: 15
Coding region: 1-2193 (730 amino acids)
Biological process (GO): nucleolar large rRNA transcription by RNA polymerase I; RNA polymerase I preinitiation complex assembly
Cellular component (GO): RNA polymerase transcription factor SL1 complex; RNA polymerase I core factor complex
Molecular function (GO): RNA polymerase I core promoter sequence-specific DNA binding; protein binding
Source: RefSeq, a predicted model, not a curated record